AAUCAACAUUUAACUUUGCAUAUUGGUGGUAGAUUAAUGGCAUAUGAGAAGAUGUCUUUAUUUCCAUGGCUGCUACUUUUACUGUUGAGUUUCACUGUCAAAGAUGUUUAUUCCAUAAAGUGUUAUGUGUGUGACAACUGCCUGUCUGUCACCGACGCUACUACAACUAGUGAUACUUGCGGUGCUUGUGUUAAAGCUGGAGUUCCAGACAUUUCCAUAUAUCGAAGAUGUAUAGAUUCAUGUACGGGUAUUACUAGCAAAAUUCCUGCAAGAGAUAUUCUGAGAUGUUGUACAACUGAAUUAUGCAAUAAUGCUAAGAAAAUGAAGCCAUUCACAACCAUCACAUUGGUUGUCUACGUUACAUGGAGAAUGUUAAUUAGUCCCAUAGUCAACUAGACUUGAUGAUGUUUUGUACAAUUUUCAAACAGAAUGGUUUGCUGAUUACAAUUUUUAAAAAGAUAAGCAGUACUCCUAACAGUCGUGUAUGAUCUACUGUAUUUAAACCAUAUUGCAUAAACUAUACACAAAUUCCCAU
Molecule: messenger RNA, 535 nt
Organism: Trichobilharzia regenti
Lineage: Eukaryota; Metazoa; Platyhelminthes; Trematoda; Strigeidida; Schistosomatidae
Source: the annotation of a GenBank genome assembly